Molecule: messenger RNA, 4008 nt
Organism: Zymoseptoria tritici IPO323
Lineage: Eukaryota; Fungi; Ascomycota; Dothideomycetes; Mycosphaerellales; Mycosphaerellaceae
Exons: 1
Coding region: 1-4008 (1335 amino acids)
Biological process (GO): vacuolar acidification
Cellular component (GO): RAVE complex
Molecular function (GO): protein binding
Source: RefSeq, a predicted model, not a curated record
AUGCCUUCGAGCUCCCACGGGCCCACUGCCUUCACACAAGUCCUACCCGGAUCGCCCUCUCCUUCUCUACAGUCAUUCACGACCUUCACCUUCCGCUUCAAGCGCUAUGUCGCCUAUAUCUCCGGCUCGCAGCUCAACGUGCUGUCAUCGCCCACGAACCUCAAUCAUGCGAUAUCCUUCGAUCAUCAACUACUAGCUGUGGAAGCGGACGGCAAGACUGGGAAGCUUGCGGUAGCUGGCAAAAGUCAUGUUUGGGUACUGGAGCCUGUGGCAGAAGGCUGGGACAAAGUCUGGUGGGACAAAACGCUCUACCUUGUAAGACCGGAUGCGGAAGAUAAGGCGCUCUGCGUGAGCUGGGGCAAUGAGGGUGAGGUGCUCGUAGGAGGCAGCAAAGCGCUGUCUCUUUUCUCUACGCUGGUGUCCUCUCGGACCGCCUCGCCGGUCGGGAUUGUAGACGAAACAGCAGAGCAGCGAGCUCCGUUGUGGUCGAAAGCUGUAGCAUCACCUAUCUGCCAGGCAGCCUUCAGUCCAAGCUCGUCGAUAAUCGCUACUUGCGCGCGCUGCGACAGACUGGUCAAAAUCUGGCGGCGGCUAUCAUUUGAAGAAGGACUGUUCGACCACACAUAUCUUCCACACGGUGGGACAGUAACCCAUUUCCAAUGGCGUCCGCUUAACGCCAAUGCAGAGGAAAGACGAGGGAGUGGUAUCAGCGGCAGACACGAUGAUGGACCGGAAGUUCUGUAUACCAUUGCUACGGACGCUGUACUGCGGGUAUGGCGCACUGGAGGGUCCCACGACCUGGAUAUUCUGGUUCUACACACAACGAUAGAUCUGGUCGCCGCAAUACCAAACUCACCGACCUUGACCAGUCGCGGCUUUGACGAUGAUAGACCCAAGCCUGCGAGGUACGCGGUCAUGAUCCCGUCGGACGAUUUCACUACUGCCGUCAACGCAGCCAUCGGUGUGCCUCAGCAAGGGAAGGUGAACCAUUCUAAAGAGCUUUUGAAAGAGAUGAUAUCGCACGAGGCGGAUGUGGUUGUGACUUUCGACGGACAAGGAAGGAUGUCAGCAUGGGGACUAGAGAGCAUCGGCCACAGACGUAGGUCCGAGACACCGAUUACGCCACAAGCAUUCCACAUUGCCCACUCUGAACAACUUCAAAUGACGCUCCCGGGUGGUAGUCCUGCUACGUGUGGCACUUGGUUCCAGGACGAUGAGAUCCAUCUGCUGACGCACAGUCUGGUAUCAAAUGGAGAAAUUACAUGGUGGAAAGGCAAGGUUGAAGACUUCUUCUCUUCGUCCGCCUCUGGCCACGAUAGACUGUCACCCGGAGGCGUCUGGUCGGGUCACAACAACGCGAUAGCGGAUGUCCGGUCAUCUCCAACCGGCAUCAUAUCAUGGUCGUCCGGCGACAUCUCAAUGUGGAAUGAAGAUAGAGAUUUGCCGCUCCGCUGGGAACAGUCGGUCACAACAACUUCGGAUGUCCGGACUGUGGCUGUUCUCGCCUCAAAGGGUCUGCUACUCGUGGUCACCGCAUCCGAGUUUCUCGCGCAUGCACCGAGCGGUGAAUUAGUCGCGAAGACAGCCUGCACGAUGGAGCGAAAGGGAAGAGUACAUGUCAGCGUAAGCACUGAUGAUCGCAGCGAAGGCGUCUUCGUCCAGGACGACGGUCAACAGGUCAUUCGGUGGAAGAUCGUCUCGCAAGAUGCGCAGUCACUGCUAAACGCGGCUAUAAGCAUUGAUACUAUCUCAACCUCGGGGCGACAUGGCUGGUCCGACGUCCUGUUCGCAGUGCCAGUAUCUUCAGUGCGCGAGCUCGAUAGUACCUGCAUCACCAUCAUUGGGAAGAGUGGACGUAUCGUGGUCGAUAAGCUAUCUUCCGAAGGACAAUUGGUGUCUUUGGCAACCUUCGAGACAGGCAUCGAAGGCCCAUCACUAUUCGCCGCGAGCACCGAAUUUGCUGCCAUUGUCUCCAACAGCGCGAACACACUGACGAUCGUGCAUCUCAACGAUGGCUACAUUGAGCACAACCAAGUGCUGAACAGGGAUGUGAUUGGACUUGAAGCUUUCAGCUCCGAUUCUGGUCAGAACUAUCUUGCAGUCGGAUAUGGUACUACCAUAGACGUCCUGGUUCAAGGAAGGUAUGAGCACUCAAGCUCCGAAGUGCCGACUUGGAUCUCAGUCAAGACGAUCUCCAUCGAAGGCACUGGGCUCGACGUCUCAGCUAUGGCGUGGCGUCCGAACGGCAGUCUCGCGGCCGCCGCUGGGAACGGCGUCUUCAUCGCGAGCUCCGAGAUCGAGAUAUCGAACUUAAGUAUCGGAAUUCAAGAAGCUCAUGUUCUCGAUCAGUCAUUGGCGAAGAAUUCCAGUCUGGCACACGUCGCAACGCAGAUGCAAAGUGCUCUCCCCGCUUGGCACCCUAGCCUACUGUCUCGCCUUGUCCAGCAGGGCCACCUUGGUGUUGUCGCCUCGAUCUUGGAAAAGCUGUCGCAAAAGCUGAAGUUCUGGGGUCCUGACGAAGAGCUCGACUCGACACUGGAUGAGCCGCUUACACGUCACAUGCGAGAAUCGUCUAGGCAGCAUCAAGUCCUCGGCGAGGAUACAGUCUCCGAUCUGAAGGAGCAAUUGGACAGCAAGAAUCUUCCUGCACUCUCGACUGUAGAGCAGCGGCGGCUAGGUCAUGUCAUAGACGCUGUUGCAGAUAUGAAUCAGCACGUUGGGACUCUGGACAAGAACGCACUACGUUAUCUGUUCAACUGGAAAUUGCAACUGCUCUACAACCAAGAGGACACAAGGAACGGAUCCGCAGAUGCAGGACAGACCAACGGCGCAGUUCAAUCACAAUUCGUGCCCAACAUGCCAUGGCGCGAAGUUGCCUUCGCCUACCACAGCACUACGCAGCAGGCUCUUCUUGACAUCUUACUGCUGCACCUGGACAACAAGAUCACUUGGCCUGCUGCACGCCGCCUUGGAAUUACAGCCUGGCUUUCCGACCGUACAGCUCUGGAGCAGAUCUUCGAGCAGAUCGCUCAGUCUGCCUAUCGUUCCGAGCAACCUCCCGACCCGGUCAACGCUUCGAUCUACUUCCUCGCACUUCACAAGAAGGCUACCUUGAUAGCGUUGUGGCGCAUUGCGACAUGGCAUCGGGAGCAGAAGUCGACGAUGAAUUUCUUGAAGAAGGACUUUGCUCAACCCGAGGCACGCACGGCGGCCAGGAAGAAUGCGUACGCGUUGAUGGGGAAGCGACGUUUCCAUUAUUCGGCUGCCUUCUUCCUGCUGGCAGACGAUGCAGCCAGUGCCGUCAGCAUUCUCGCGGGACAAUGCGAGGAUCCCGCUUUUGCGGUUGCUGUGGCACGUCUAUAUUGCGGCGACGGCUCGCCUGUACUCAGAACUCUGCUGGAAGAUCGAAUCAUGCCACAAGCGAAGAAGGACGGCAAUAGAUGGCUGUUGAGCUGGUGUCAUGAAGUCUUGCUCGAAAGAGACCAGGCGGCAGAGUCACUUAUCAUGCCGCUGGACGGCCCGAAAACAUGGCAGCAAGACGAUCCGAAUACGGUAUUGCUUUACCGCACCUUGCGCAAAGUAGCGUCGCCAUAUGAGUACAGUGCUGUGCUCAGAGCUGCCAGGAUCCUUCGGCGUAUGGGUCAGUGGCUGCUUGCCCUGAAUCUUGUUAGCACUUGGGAGUUCCGGAAAGAAGCGGAGCAACAGUCCAGCGCCAAUAGCGUCGGUCAGGCGGCUGGCAUCGGGACCGCGCAAGACGACGACAGUGCAUCCACUCCACAAGAGCCACCCUCGCUGCUGGACAGCUUCGCUGGUCCUACGCCUCCAGCCGAAAUCAACGCCGCAUCUAGCGAUGCCAACGACCGACAAGCAAAGGCGGCUGAACUGCUUAAGAAACUCAGGGCAAAGAAAGAGGCCGCAGCAAAACCUGUAAGCGAGAAGCCGAAACCACCACCGACGCAAUUCAAGGAGCCGGAUGCGAAUUCGUUGUUGGAUAGUUUUGGAUUUUGA